AUGUCUGGAAGAGGUAAAGGAGGAAAGGGUUUAGGAAAGGGCGGUGCAAAGCGUCACCGUAAGGUUCUGAGGGACAAUAUUCAAGGAAUUACAAAGCCUGCUAUUCGCCGUCUUGCAAGACGCGGUGGUGUGAAGCGUAUCAGUGGCUUAAUCUAUGAAGAAACUCGCGGUGUUUUGAAGAUCUUUCUUGAGAACGUUAUUCGGGAUGCGGUUACCUACACUGAGCAUGCUCGCCGUAAAACUGUUACUGCGAUGGAUGUUGUUUAUGCUCUCAAGAGACAGGGGAGGACACUUUACGGAUUUGGGGGUUAG
This is a messenger RNA of Lathyrus sativus (Indian pea), 312 nucleotides long. The record is from the annotation of a GenBank genome assembly. Lineage: Eukaryota; Viridiplantae; Streptophyta; Magnoliopsida; Fabales; Fabaceae.